Molecule: messenger RNA, 2347 nt
Organism: Delphinapterus leucas (beluga whale)
Lineage: Eukaryota; Metazoa; Chordata; Mammalia; Artiodactyla; Monodontidae
Source: RefSeq, a predicted model, not a curated record
AUUGUGAAGCCUCAGUCAGGCUGACAUCUUGACUGGAACCUCACUAGACCCUGAGCCAGAAGCCACUCCCUAAUUCCUGAUGCAGAGAAGCUGGCUGUACGCUCCAGGCCUCAAUGAGGAGCCCAAACAUGGAGACGUUCAAGCAGGAGAAGGUGGAGGACUUUUAUGACAUCGGGGAGGAGCUGGGGAGUGGCCAAUUCGCCAUCGUGAAGAAAUGCCGAGAGAAGAGCACGGGGCUGGAGUAUGCAGCCAAGUUCAUCAAGAAGCGGCAGAGACAGGCCAGCCGGCGGGGUGUGUGCCGGGAGGAGAUCGAGCGGGAGGUGAGCAUCCUGCGGCAGGUGCUGCAUCCCAACGUCAUCACGCUGCACGACGUCUUCGAGAACCGCACUGACGUGGUGCUCAUCCUCGAGCUAGUGUCCGGAGGAGAGCUCUUCGACUUCCUGGCCCAGAAGGAGUCCCUGAGUGAGGAGGAGGCCACCAGCUUCAUUAAGCAGAUCCUGGAAGGGGUGAACUACCUUCAUGCCAAGAAAAUUGCUCACUUUGAUCUCAAGCCAGAAAACAUUAUGUUGUUGGACAAGAAUAUUCCCAUUCCACACAUCAAGCUGAUUGACUUUGGCCUGGCUCAUGAAAUAGAAGAUGGAGUUGAAUUUAAGAACAUUUUUGGGACGCCAGAAUUUGUUGCUCCAGAAAUUGUGAACUAUGAGCCCCUGGGCCUGGAGGCUGACAUGUGGAGCAUCGGCGUCAUCACCUACAUCCUCCUCAGUGGAGCAUCCCCUUUUCUGGGAGACACAAAGCAGGAAACACUGGCAAAUAUCACAGCAGUGAGUUACAACUUUGAUGAGGAGUUCUUCAGCCAGACCAGCGAGCUGGCCAAGGACUUCAUUCGGAAGCUUCUGGUUAAAGAGACCCGGAAACGGCUCACGAUCCAAGAGGCUCUCAGGCAUCCCUGGAUCACGCCUGUGGACAACCAGCAAGCCCUGGUGCGCAGGGAGUCCCUGGUCAACCUGGAGAACUUCAAGAAGCAGUAUGUCCGCAGGCGGUGGAAGCUCUCCUUCAGCAUUGUCUCCUUGUGUAACCACCUCACCCGCUCCCUGAUGAAGAAGGUGCAGCUCAGGCAGAAUGAGGACCUGAGGAAUUGUGAGAGUGACACAGAGGAGGACAUCGCCAAAAGGAAAGCCCUCCACCCCCGGAGGAGGAGCAGUACCUCCUAACUGGCCAGGCUCAAGGUGGCCAGGCCCCGCAGGGCUCCUUUCUAUGCAGACUCUUGGACCCCGCUUGUCGCCAGCACCCAGGCAUUCUGCAUCCCUGAGCACUUUGCAAGAGAGAUGGGCAUGCAGGAUUCAGAAGCAUUUGCAGGGGAGCCAGGAGACCCUGGGAGCUGUGGCUGUCACCUCCUGGGAAUGCAGGAGACUCCAGCACUCCCAAAGCUCUUAAUUCUCCACAAAAUGGGCUUUCACCUGCUGCCAACCUCAGAACCUGGGAUGGGGAUGUGGACCUAAGAAAAUUAUGCAAAUGACCAUCAUCAUCAUGGGUGAAGGUCAGAUUCAGGCAGCUUUCCUCACAGGAUGAGGGAGUUCAGAACCAGCCUGGUCAAAACUGACACCAGGAAGCAGAGGCCUCCCCCAUGGGAACAAGAUAAGAAGUGAAAUGAAUCUUGGGGUGUGAGGGACCAAUCCUGUGACCUCCCAGAACCCACAUGGAGUCCACGUGUCAUGCUGGCCAACAUAUCAAACCUUCUAAAGCAGCCCAUUUUCAGCCCACUGUGUUGUAAUUUUUUUCAUUUUUAUUAAACUUCUGGUUUACCUGAUGCUCGGCUUCUUUUAGGACUCUCCCGAUCUGAUUUUCUUUAGCUCAGGUGCCUAUGACUGUCGGGGAGCAGCUGGGGUGCUGAGUGGAAAGCACCUCCGAAGGUCAUACUGAACCACCCCCUCUGGACUGCAGGGUGCCUACCUUCUACAUCCUUCCCUAAAGGAGUGCAGCCCAAGAAAAUCAGCCCAGGUACCAGCAUAUAAUGCCUGUGCUCCCUCCGCUACGACGACAGUCACCCCUGCUGGUGUGGACUGAGUUGUGUCUCCCAACCUCUGGUACCACUGAGUAUUUGGAGACAGGUCUUUAAAGAGGUAAUUAAGGUAAAAUGAGGUCACUGAGGUAGACCCUAAUCCAAUAUGGCUGGUGUCCUUAUAAGAAGAGAAAUCAGGACAUACAGGACCAUAUGAAGAGACAGUGAGAAAGCGACCACCUACAAGCUAAAGAGAGAGGCCUCAGAAGAAGCCAACCCUGCCAAGACUCAAUCUCAGAUCUCUGGCCUCCAGAACUAUGAGAAAAUAAAUUUCUGUUGUUUAAGCCA